Messenger RNA from Beta vulgaris subsp. vulgaris (sugar beet), 1988 nucleotides. RefSeq names its product oligouridylate-binding protein 1B. Lineage: Eukaryota; Viridiplantae; Streptophyta; Magnoliopsida; Caryophyllales; Amaranthaceae. Bases 201 to 1475 code for a protein of 424 amino acids. The record is from RefSeq and is a predicted model, not a curated record. The transcript has 12 exons. Gene Ontology annotation, molecular function: mRNA binding.
AUUUUAUUACCCCCUUUUUGAGGCCUCCCUCUCAUUUUCUCUCUCCUCUUUCCCCCUCUUAACAUUUCUUCGAGGGUCUUCUUCUCUCCGAAGUCGAAACCCCCUCGAACCCUAAAACACUCGGUAAAACCCCAAUUUAAUCAAAUCUUCUUCUAUUAAAUUUCCCCCCAAAUUGAUUUCAAUUUCUAGGGUUUAUAAGUAUGCAGAACCAAAGAAUGAAGCAACAACAGCAAGUUUUGAUGCAGCAAGCUCUUCUUCAGCAGCAGCAGCAAUCUCUCUACCAUCCUGGUCUUCUUGCUGCUCCUCAGAUAGAGCCAUAUCCCAGUGGGAACCUUCCUCCUGGCUUCGAUCCUUCUACAUGCCGCAGUGUGUAUGUGGGUAAUAUUCAUCCUCAGGUUACAGAACCAUUAAUUCAGGAGGUUUUUGCUAGUGCUGGCCAUGUUGAAGGUUGUAAGCUUAUUAGGAAGGAAAAGUCGUCCUAUGGUUUCAUUCACUACUAUGACCGCAGAUUUGCUAGCAUGGCUAUAUUAACGCUUAAUGGAAGGCAUUUGUUUGGGCAGCCGAUAAAGGUUAAUUGGGCAUAUACAAGUGGUCAGCGAGAAGAUACUUCAAAUCACUUCAAUGUGUUCGUUGGCGACCUGAGCCCCGAGGUUACCGAUGCUAUGCUGUUUGCUUGUUUUUCCGUUUUUCCUAGUUGUUCAGAUGCAAGAGUUAUGUGGGACCAGAAAACUGGGCGUUCCAGGGGGUUUGGGUUUGUGUCUUUCCGCAGCCAGCAGGAUGCUCAAAGUGCUAUAAAUGACGUUACUGGAAAAUGGCUUGGUAGUAGGCAGAUACGCUGCAAUUGGGCAACUAAAGGUGCUGCUUCCAAUGAUGAUAAGCAGAGUUCUGAUGCGAAAAGUGUGGUUGAAUUGACCAACGGCUCAUCAGAAGAUGGAAAGGAGGCCACAAACAGCGAAGCCCCUGAAAACAAUCCACAAUUCACAACUGUUUAUGUCGGGAAUCUUGCUCCUGAGACUACCCAGCUUGACCUCCAUCGGCACUUCCACAACUUAGGUGCUGGAGCUAUUGAAGAAGUAAGGGUGCAGCGUGACAAAGGCUUUGGCUUUGUCAGAUACAGUACUCAUGCUGAAGCUGCUUUGGCAAUUCAGGUGGGAAAUACACAGAACAUGCUUUUGGGCAAACAAAUUAAGUGCUCCUGGGGAAGCAAGCCAACACCUGCGGGGACAGCUUCAAAUCCACUUCCUCCACCUGCUCCUGCUCCUCUGGGGCUUUCUGCUACAGAUCUUCUUUCCUAUGAGAGGCAACUAGCAAUGAGUAAGAUGGGUGGAAUGCAUGCUCUCAUGCAUGCUCAGGGUCCACAUCCGCUUAACAAGGCAAGUAUGGGGGGGAUGACGGCUGCUGGAGCUAGCCAAGCUAUUUAUGACGGCGGGUUUCAGAACGUUGCAGCUGCCCAGCAAAUGAUGUACUACCAUUAAGCUCUCUUGAUGCACAGCCUUUUGAAUUUCUUCUGCACCUGCAGAUUUGCAUUCGUGUGUCUAAAAUCGUUUAUUAGCGACAUUUAUGUUUUCAAAACGGCGAGGAUUAGAGGCUUAUUUCCCUCCCUCCCUGCACUUGAUUGUCCUGUGUGUGGACUGUGGAUGCAUGAUGUAACCCUUCUUGUUUCUUUUUUCUUUUCUUUUUUUCCUUUUUCUUCUUUUAAUCUUUUGUUUUAUCCCCUCGGCUUUUCAUGUUUCAGUUUCUUUUAUUUUCUUCCUAUCUUGUAGGAACUUAUUAUGGUUGAUUUAGAGGAAGUCUGUCCAUUAUGGUCCUUAGUUUAUUUACAUUUCUCUUAUUUUUCCUUUCUUGGGAUUUGGUUUUCCAUGCUAUCCUUGCGAAGCGUUGUGACAGAUCCCAGAAGUUGAUAUGAGGAAGUUUUAUGUGUAUACAAAAAUGUCGGAAUAUAUUUCUGCUUGAAGUAAAUUCAGUAUCUAGGUGUUCCUUCUCACUCA